Molecule: messenger RNA, 366 nt
Organism: Schizophyllum commune H4-8
Lineage: Eukaryota; Fungi; Basidiomycota; Agaricomycetes; Agaricales; Schizophyllaceae
Exons: 1
Coding region: 1-300 (99 amino acids)
Source: RefSeq, a predicted model, not a curated record
AUGCUGCCCCUUCCCGCCAUCCGCCCCCUCAGACCGCCCACGAGGGCGCGGGGGGUUCGCCUAGGGCAUGUUAUGCGCCCUAGGACGCCUCCCAAGGCUUUUCUAGCCGCUACGCCCCCACCUGCUUGCUUGACGCGUGCAGGUGGGGUAGUACAUCAUACCCUCCCAGCCCUCCCACCCCCACCCCUCGCUCGCAUAGAAUCGCCUUUGUGGCGAUUUUACGCACCGCUGGCGACGCGUAUUGCGCUGCCGAGGCUCGCUCUCGGUGCGCUGCAUCGGAGCGCAGCUGCGAUCGGCUAGGCCGACCGCGCGGGGCGGCUGCCAGCGGCGUUGCCCCCUCGACGCGUUAGAUGAUCAUGCGCUGCC